Odocoileus virginianus texanus is the source of this 4981-nucleotide messenger RNA. The record is from RefSeq and is a predicted model, not a curated record. Lineage: Eukaryota; Metazoa; Chordata; Mammalia; Artiodactyla; Cervidae.
CCUAUGAAUUUCUUCUUCAUGGGUAACAACAGCGUGGGCUGGUCAGGGCAUGCGUUCGGUCUGCUCGGGUUUCAGAAGGCAGUGUACCAGGCAUUUCAGUAAACAAAGAAACAGCAGCACAUUUUGGAGUGUUACAUCAGGGCUGUUCUGUGGAAUCCUCUGACCUCAAGGGGGUACACUGAGUUUGGGUUUAAGAAGGAAAAAUUAUAGCUAGACAGACAAAUAUUUGGGCGUGAAUCAGAAUGCCUGGGGCUUCUUGUAUAUACAGUUCUUGGGGAGUAAAAUUCAAAAAAAACUGGACUUCCUGCAGUCAUGCAUGCCACACUAAAUUGUAUAAUACAGGGAAGCAUGGCUGGUAAGUAUCAUACGAGGCUAUGCUUAUCCAGAUCACUGUGAAUACUUCAUUUAUUGCUUCUGCUGAAUUCUUUUCCUCUUCAGGCUCAAAUCUGUACUCUAUUUUGCCUAGUGAGUAUUCUUUUCUUGUUGGCCUUAUCCUGUGUUGUUGAGGGAAACUACAUGACGGCCUUGAGGAGAAGGUCCUCACAAGGAACUGGAGAAGGACGAGGGCCGCCAGGCAUGUCUCGCUGCUUUGCCCUGGGAAACAUUUCCUGCACCUUCUAGCUGGUCAUCACACAAGUUUAGAGCACUGACAGACCUUGCACCUAAUGAACUCUUGUCCAUCUGGUUCCAACUGGAUAUCUGAAAACCACGAGGACCAAAAUGCAACGCUCUUAUCCUAGGUGUCAAAGCCAGGACUUAAGACCCCAUGGACACUCCAUACCCUUUAGCUAUUUUCAGACAGCUGCCCACCGCCCCUCCCCAUCUCCUUCUACAAGAUGGACACAUCUGCGACCCCAUCCUGAGGGAGCUGGGAGGGAAGAAAGGAGGGAAGACGGAGGCUCCCCAGCACAGACAAUCAGAGACUUGGCCUUGACUUGAGUUGUUAAGAUAGGACUGCCUCCCUUCUCCAGCUGGCAGGAACAAUGACCCCUGGGGAGCUCAAGCCCCCGGGGGAGGAGGAACUUAUGGCUUUUACGACUGCAAGAGAAUAGUGCUGAGAAUAACAAACUUGCCUUGAGGAAAGCAGAUUGUCUUUUGAUCUUGAGAAAAUAGAGUCUAUGUGUCUCAUGAACUUUGUAAACUUGCUGUUAUCAACUUUGUACAUGCUCAAGCUCCAUCUGUGUAACCUUGGUUUUUGUAAGCUAUUUCCUUGCUCUCAUGUAUAAAAUGACUCGCUGUAGAAGUAAAGUUUUGUCAGUCUUCCAUAGAGGCUGUCCCUGUCCUUUUCUCAGAGUCUACUCCGCCGAGCCUUUCACAAGUGGCGCCCAACGUGGGGCUCGAAGUCACGACGAGUUGAACACGGAGAAAGAUUCCUGCAGAAGGAGAUGGAGAAGAUAUCUGGGCCCCGCAGUGGUAUGUUCGUCCUUGACAACAAGGAUCCCUCAAGAGCAAAGAAAUGGGUGACCCUCAUCACCAAGAGAAUGGCCACAAUGUCACUGGAGGAGGAGAAACAACGGAAGCGAAAGAGAACUGCCCCAGCUCAACCGCACCCCACUGGGGCACAGAUCGAGAACCUGACAAGGAAAGCUGAAGAUGCACUGAAAGCAGCUGGAACCCCUUUAACUCCUGAUAAACUUCUCUUGGGUAUGCUAGCUGUAUUGUCCUGUACAUCGGCGGUGAGUGCUAAUUAUACAUACUGGACUUACAUUCCUGCUCCCCCUCUGUUGCAAUUUGUUGAUUGGAGUGAACCUAGCCCUCUGGUCUUCACUAAUGAUAGCCAACACUUCCCUCCUCCAUGGUCUAGAGCUGGACCUACUCACCCUGAUGAAGAGGGGAAAGCAAUCAACAUAUCCAUAGGGUAUAAGGUUUUACCUAUUUGCUUCGGUGCAAGUCCUCCUUGCAUGUCUAUAUUCCCUCAAUGGUGGGGUUAUUCCUAUAAUAAUGGCACAGGUUUUAGGUUGGGUUUUUUUGCUGCCGCUUCAUUUCUGUUAAAUCAAUCUGAAAGGUACUAUCAUGGGCAAAUUUCUAACAGUACAGAUGCUUUAUUUUUGCCUGAUGAACCUCCCUGUGAAGCAGUAUCCUGGCGAAGGAAACAUCAGGGUCCUUCAUUAUUAUGGUCUGAGUGCCGGGGAAUUUUUGGAAAAAUAUCUCGUUAUUUGAAUUUUACCUUUGUUGAUUGGGGACCACAUGGAAUGUUUGUUAAUUGCUCUGAAUGGGAAGAGAAAACCUGCAAUGGGACAAAAAAUAUUAGAUUUAAUCAUUCUUUGAGCGGAUUAUGGCAUCAACAGAAUGAUAUCCUCAACUGGUAUAAUGGUGGCCUAUCUCCACCCAGGCCCCGUAUGAUCCAUCCUCAACUUGGGCCUGAACAUUGGCACAUCUGGAAAAUACCCGCCUCUUUACACCAAUUUGCUACCCUUGUAGGACAUGCUCGUACUUCAGGCCCCCAAAACUAUACUAUCACUUAUAGUGGCACUGGGUUUAUUCAAGCAUGUGUACGCCCUCCUUUUCUGUUUGCUAUAGGAGAAUUCAUUAUUACAAACUCUACACAACUAAUACAUUGCACAAACUGUAAACUCUACACUUGCUUAAACCAUAGUUUGCCAUUCAAUCAUAGUAGGGAGGGAAUUUUCCUUAUGAAACAGAGAGCGGAAUUAUGGAUACCUGUUUCUCUUGAUGAACCAUGGUCUGACUCUAGGUUUCUAUCAUUUUUAUUAAAAAGAGUUGUUAAAAGAACUAAACGCUUUAUUGGUUGGGUUAUAUUGGGCGUUGUUAGCCUCAUAACAGUCGUGUCUCUUGGCACUACGUCAGGCAUGGCCUUACAUAAUUCCAUUCAAAAUCAUGAGUUCAUCACUUCAUGGCACCAAGAUUCCCAUGAGCUCUGGACACGACAAGCAAAAGUUGAUCAGCAGAUCCAGGCCUGGUUAGAUGAAAUACAGGAUGCUUUGAUAUAUAUAGGAGACCAAAUAAAUCAAUUAAAAUUACAACUUAAACUGAAAUGUCAUUGGAAAUCUACAGACUUUUGUAUUACUAAUUUACCCUACAAUGCCUCUGAGUACCCUUGGGACUCGGUUAAAGCUCAUUUGCAGUUAGAGAAAACUAACAUGAGUCUUGAUAUUGAAAAAUUGAAGAAACAAAUACGUGACAGUUAUUCUCACUCACCCCCAGAAUUAUAUAGUUCGCAGUUUUAUGAUGCAUUAACCUCCGCCUUGUCAUCACUAGACCCUCGAUCUUGGUUUCCAUCUGCUCAUGCUGUCUCAUAUGUUCUAAUAAUUCUCAUUAUAUGCAUUGCUAUUAUAGUCCUCCAACACCUCUAGAUCAGAUCCUCCCAAACCCAAGCUACAGAAAUAAAAAUGAUGGCUGCAGUCCUAACACUAAAAAAGAAAAGGAGGAAAUGUUGAGGGAAACUACGUGACGGCCUUGAGGAGAAGGUCCUCACAAGGAACUGGAGAAGGACGAGGGCCGCCAGGCAUGUCUCGAUGCUUUGCCCUGGGAAACAUUUCCUGCACCUUCUAGCUGGUCAUCACAGAAGUUUAGAGCACUGACAGACCUUGCACCUAAUGAACUCUUGUCCAUCUGGUUCCAACUGGAUAUCUGAAAGCCACGAGGACCAAAAUGCAACGCUCUUAUCCUAGGUGUCAAAGCCAGGACUUAAGACCCCAUGGACACUCCAUACCCUUUAGCUAUUUUCAGACAGCUGCCCACCGCCCCUCCCCAUCUCCUUCUACAAGAUGGACACAUCUGCGACCCCAUCCUGAGGGAGCUGGGAGGGAAGAAAGGAGGGAAGACGGAGGCUCCCCAGCAUAGACAAUCAGAGACUUGGCCUUGACUUGAGUUGUUAAGAUAGGACUGCCUCCCUUCUCCAGCUGGCAGGAACAAUGACCCCCGGGGAGCUCAAGCCCCCGGGGGAGGAGGAACUUAUGGCUUUUACGACUGCAUGAGAAUAGUGCUGAGAAUAACAAGCUUGCCUUGAGGAAAGCAGAUUGUCUUUUGAUCUUGAGAAAAUAGAGUCUAUGUGUCUCAUGAACUUUGUAAACUUGCUGUUAUCAACUUUGUACAUGCUCAAGCUCCAUCUGUGUAACCUUGGUUUUUGUAAGCUAUUUCCUUGCUCUCAUGUAUAAAAUGACUUGCUGUAGAAGUAAAAGUUUUUUCAGUCUUCCAUAGAGGCUGUCCCUGUCCUUUUCUCAGAGUCUACUCCGCCGAGCCUUUCACAUGUGUCUUCAAUGACUUACAGGAUAUCUUAUGCAUGUAUUAUCUCACACUUAAUUUGCCUAAAACCCACCUUAACAAACCAUGCUUGUAGCUGAAAUUCAGCUUCUGUACCCUAGUACCAAACUGAAUCUCAGAGACGGAACUUUGGGUGAAAUAGAAAACAACAGAUUUAUUGCUUUGCCAGGCAAGGGGAACCACAGCAGACUAAUGCCCUCAAAACUAUGUGGUGGCUCCAGAGGAGGUAACGAGUUUUAUAGUAACAGUUCAAAGAGACGGGUGUGAUCAGCUCAUAGCCAUUCUUCUGAUUGGUUGGUGAUGAGGUAAUUGGGAGUCAGCAUUGUCCAUCUCUGGUCCAGCCAAUCUGGGGUCUACAUGCUUGUGGGAAGCACAUAGUUAACUUUUUCUGGUAGGGGUUUCAGUAUCUGCAAAAUAGCUCAAAGAUAUUGCUGGGUAUAUUCAUUGAGCGGGGGAAACUUUGACCCUGCCCCAAGGCUGUACCGCUGUUUCUAGAUUGCUCUUCUUCUGUUUCUGCAUUUCCUCCCUUCCUUGAUUAGCAACUCUUUGAACCUGCCCUUGGGAACUCAGGGAAGGUCGUGGAAGCUGUAUGAAGACUAUUUCCUACAAACAAGAAAUAGGCACAGAAAGACUUUUGUGCCCUGAAGACCCACAGGUUCCUGCUUGGUUUCAUGCUUACAGAUCAAUAAGAAAAAAAUAUCCAGAAGAAAAAUGAACAAAGGACAUAGACAUACAGAAAAUGCAUGAAAGAAAAAAC